GUGGGUAUCCGUGUUACUGGUCGAUCCGUCACUCCCUCUCUUACUCGCAUCCGACUGACCGCCACUGGAUCUCGACUUUGACCGCGUAACUCGACCGAUGGCGUAUCCAUCUUGACACGCGCAUGUCUAUGGACCUCAAUACUGCCACCACUCGAAUGACCUGCGACACCGUUAACCCAUCUCUAAUUCGAUUCCGCCCCAACUCGACCGACUCGUUUAUCCAUCUUGCCAGACAGCACCCCUUUAUAUGUCUCUGCUCUAUACAUGUCGCACUAGUCCCUUCUUGUUCAAUCCCCUAUCUUGGACUUCCACUUGACUCGACUCGAUCAACCCGCCACUUCGUGAAUCUUCUACUUCCUGCUAGAUUUCUUUAGUAAAUCCAUCCGAGGGUAGUCAAAGGAGUGCUGCUUGUUUUAUUGAUCGUUUCAGCUGAUCCUAUCUUUUCAACAAAGUAAUUGAUGGUGAUCUCAUCGGGUCGUGUUCGCUUAUCAAUAAGGAUCCCUUUGUUCUCCUCAAGCUAUAUCAUCAAUCCAAGUCAAAUCUAAAGGUUACAAUCAGGUCGCAUCCAGUCUACAAUACUUCCAGGCCUUCGUGAAUUCAUUCGCGAUUGGUUAAUAUAGCUGUUUGCUUGUUUCCAUAAAGCUGGGCCAUCCGAGUAAGUAAAUCAUAUCGUGUUGUCCUAGUCAUUGUUGUUGAUACAUCCUUGUCAUCAAUUCGCGAGUAGUUGAUUGAUUUAUACAGUAUUUAUGUUGAUCCUAUCUUUCCAAAGUACUCAGUCGCGUCCACUCUUCUUAAAAGUUGUUCCUUAUCUUUUCCUUCUGUUUUAGUUAUUCCAUCAUCUUCCUAAAGCUAAUACAUCAUGACCGAUUGUCCUUGUCGCUGUUCUGGAGCUACAUCAUUGGUCCAAGCAAAAUCUAGAGGCUGUGCCCGAGUCGCAUCCAAGAGUGUUGUGUCCUCCAUCCAACUGAGUCUCCA
Molecule: messenger RNA, 975 nt
Organism: Puccinia graminis f. sp. tritici CRL 75-36-700-3
Lineage: Eukaryota; Fungi; Basidiomycota; Pucciniomycetes; Pucciniales; Pucciniaceae
Exons: 5
Coding region: 123-374 (83 amino acids)
Source: RefSeq, a predicted model, not a curated record